Momordica charantia (bitter melon) is the source of this 1336-nucleotide messenger RNA. NCBI's taxonomy places the organism in Eukaryota, Viridiplantae, Streptophyta, Magnoliopsida, Cucurbitales, Cucurbitaceae. The record is from RefSeq and is a predicted model, not a curated record.
GAUGGAAGAAAAGAAGGUUUAUUUUGCUGUGUUUGUGAGACAAAGCAUAUAUGCAGGCAUGUUUCUUCUCUCCAAAGCUGCAUUUGAUGGUGGAAUGAGCAACUUUGUGUUUGUUUUCUAUAGGCAAGCCAUAGCCACACUCUUCAUAUUUCCUAUAGCUUUCUACUUUGAACGGAAAACUGCGCCGCCUCUUUCGUUCAAGACCUUCUGCAAGAUCUUCGUGCUUUAUUUAUUUGGGAUAACCAUAAGUCUAAAUCUUCAUGGGGUUGCUCUUAUCUAUACAUCAGCAAGUUUAGUGGCAGCAACUGUAAAUUGUAUUCCCGUUUUUACCUUCCUUUUCGCCCUUCUAUUCAGGGUGGAGGUAUUGAGGUUAAAGUCAAUGGCAGGAGUAGCAAAAGUUGGAGGAAUAGUUAUUUGUGUGGGUGGUGUAGUGAUGUUGGCAUUCUACAAAGGCCCUCAACUCACAUUCUUUAACAAUCAUCACCUCUUUCAUAUCCACAAUCAUCAUCAAUAUCCACUUCAUCAAAACAAUUGGAUUAAGGGUUGCUUCUUCAUGCUAGGUUUUAACGUCUUAUGGGCAUUGUCACUUGUUCUUCAGGCCUUUGUAUACGAAAGUUAUCCUUCAACACUUCUAUUCACUAGUCUUCAAUGUCUCGUAAGCUCAUUUCAGUCCUUCAUUAUUGCCAUUGCAAUGGAGAGAAACCUUGACCAAUGGAAAUUGGGUUGGGAUGUUAGACUUCUUACAGUAGCAUAUUGUCCCCACUCAACAAAAGUUCUAGAUCCACCAUUGACUAUGGCCGUCUAGUACUUUGUUAAAGCCAAGAACUUGCAGGAAGUAGAUUGAACCGAAAAGAUGGCACAAACAUCACAUUAUGUAAGAUUAUGUCGGAAUUAAGACGAACAUCACCAAUCAAUUCCAUAUUUAUGCGAGAAUGAUUAGGCAAAGAAAGAGUCAUUCCAGAUACCGUUUGUGGAGAAAUAAAAACUCUCGAGAAAAAGAGACAUGUGCAGACCCUCCUGAGUCGAUGACGCAACGAUUAGACGAACAUACAAAGGAUAACAUAUAGCAAGUACCUGCUACAUGAGAUGUGCCAGGGUCUGUAUCAGUAUUGAGUUUGGCAGUAGUCAUAUGAGACUGAAGUAAAGGCAAUAACUCCUGGCAUUGAUCCGUGGUGAGAGUAGGCAAGAGAAUUAGAAAUUCCCAAAUGUUAUCCACAGAUGCAACAUUAUGUUUAAUGGUCUUUAAUAGACCAACGAUAGCUGAGAUACAAGAAAUAAUUAGUUACCUAACUGUGUAACUAAUAAGUGUGUGUUCCGGGGAGUGAUUGUGAAAAAA